AUGGGCCUCUAUAUCCCAUUCUCCAAAAUCCAUCCCGACCUAUCCCUCCUCUGCAUCGACCGCUGGACCCAAGGCCCAGACGCUGCGCGCUCCGGCCCCGCGUUACUCUCGGAGCUCAGCUCCACCACCCUAGAGCUCCUCGACAGCCUCAAAGUCAACACCUUCAGCAUCGCGGCCCACUCAGCCGGCGUGUACCAAAUGCUCGAUCUAGCCGAGGAAGCUCCAGGGCGCACGCAGCACGUCUUCCCUAUCUCGACGCAUACCCCGGCUCCGUAUUUAAGUCCCGGGUGA
This is a messenger RNA of Penicillium chermesinum, 291 nucleotides long. RefSeq lists its product as uncharacterized. The record is from RefSeq and is a predicted model, not a curated record. The transcript has a single exon. Bases 1 to 291 code for a protein of 96 amino acids. Lineage: Eukaryota; Fungi; Ascomycota; Eurotiomycetes; Eurotiales; Aspergillaceae.